Exophiala oligosperma is the source of this 936-nucleotide messenger RNA. RefSeq lists its product as uncharacterized. The coding region runs from base 1 to 936 and encodes 311 amino acids. Lineage: Eukaryota; Fungi; Ascomycota; Eurotiomycetes; Chaetothyriales; Herpotrichiellaceae. The record is from RefSeq and is a predicted model, not a curated record. The transcript is spliced from 3 exons.
AUGAUAGGGCAUGCUCUGUUGAGGUGGAAGGCUGCAGGUGCUGUCCUCUUGUUGAUAUUCAUCUUCUCGGUCCUGCUCUAUGUCAACGAUGUUGGCCCCUUACCCUCCAUCGCUGUCGACUUUGACAUUAGACCGCAGAAACAUGCGGUGACCUCGAUGGUCGGACAUGCCACAUCUGCUGGCUCUAGCCCUUCACCGUCCUCUCCCUCCGACCCCGACCUGAACAAAUACUUCCACGAGCCUGGUAUGACUGAAUACACACGACACUACGAUGCCCGCUAUUUCAGAGGAGUUGUCACAGAGGAAGAACGGAAAGAAAGCUUGACACAUCUCAUUCAAUCGUACUUCGAUACGUUUGAGAAGAUCGGGGUUGAGACAUGGAUUGCGCACGGAACGUUGCUAGGCUGGUACUGGAACGGCAAGAUCUUACCGUGGGAUUGGGAUUUGGACACGCAAGUUUCAGACCACGGCUUGAGAACACUGGCAGAGUCUCAUAACGGCACGACGCACCGCUACCCUUCCAGCAAUGGACGAACCGAACGGAGCUACCUCCUCGAUGUCAACGCGUGGGCAUGGCAGCGGGAACAGGGUGAUGGUGCUAAUAUCAUCGACGCACGCUACAUCAGCAUGGAUACCGGGCUUUUCGUGGAUAUAACCGGUCUCACUGAGCUCUACCCAGAUAACAAACCAGGGAUAGUCAUGUGCAAGAACAACCAUGAGUACAAGGUCGAAGACAUUUGGCCACUCAGAUUGAGUGUUUUCGAAGGCGUUAAGGUCAAGAUUCCGAUGCACUACGAUGUCAUUCUAGCGGAGGAGUACUCCGACGAGGCUCUGGUACGGACGGAAUUCAACGGGCACAUCUUUGAUGGCAAGACUAAGGAAUGGAUCAGGAUAGAUGGUAAUGGCACAACGAAUAGCUCAAAGCCAAUGUCAUGA